CAGUCAAGUUCCAGCCGGUGCCACGUUUAGUUCAUGAUCGUCGUGUCUCGACGGAAUCCGCGCGCGCCUUAGGUAUACAUCGUAGUAACAACAACCAGUAGGUAUAGUGGCAGUGAAGGCAAGAUCACCGGAUCAGCGAAGCAGAAACAACCGCAACAGCAACGUUAACCCACCACCGAACAUGCGGACCGGUUUGUGUGCCGUCGCGAGGCUCUCGGCCGGCUGCUGGUGCCUCAGUUUGGCAUUAUUGUCAUUUUCGGCGGUGGUCACGGCACAGUUCGACGACGACGACGUCGACUUUGAUGUCACAACGGCUAGUGAAAAGACAAUGCAAGAUGUUAACCUCGAUGACGACACCAACAACAACAACAACAACAACAGCAGCAUGCGAUGCUGGAGCUGCGUCGCCAAAUUCCGCACCUGGGCCGACUGCCAGAAUCUGGACGAGAUGGAGUACUGCGAGAACCCGGAUGUGACCAGCUGUAUGAAGAGUUCGAUCCGGAUCGAGGGACUGCUGGGCCGGGACACCCGUUACCACCGGUUGGCCGGGUGUGGCCUGAACAAAACCGCCCUCCGGGAUCACUAUUUCGAGUUUUUCGAGAUCACCUUUGGCGACAGCGACGCCGUUACGUUGGAAGAGUUCACCACCUGCGAGGGACCGUUGUGUAACGUUAUGGACGAGGCAGCACUGAAGCAUGGCAAGUGGCGCACGGUGCACGGGAAUACGAUCACCGGGGCGGCGGUAGCGGGUGGAGGACUGGCACCGACGGUCGCUCUGCUGAUGAGCGUUGCCGUAGCGAUAAGUUCAUUCGUGUAAUAGUACAAUAAAUCAUCCAUUGUCGACAUAUAAAAA
This is a messenger RNA of Ochlerotatus camptorhynchus, 853 nucleotides long. RefSeq lists its product as uncharacterized. The record is from RefSeq and is a predicted model, not a curated record. NCBI's taxonomy places the organism in Eukaryota, Metazoa, Arthropoda, Insecta, Diptera, Culicidae. The coding region runs from base 182 to 817 and encodes 211 amino acids. The transcript has 2 exons.